Molecule: messenger RNA, 7059 nt
Organism: Ostrinia nubilalis (European corn borer)
Lineage: Eukaryota; Metazoa; Arthropoda; Insecta; Lepidoptera; Crambidae
Gene: kuz
Product: disintegrin and metalloproteinase domain-containing protein 10
Exons: 17
Coding region: 444-3140 (898 amino acids)
Biological process (GO): Notch signaling pathway; membrane protein ectodomain proteolysis
Cellular component (GO): plasma membrane
Molecular function (GO): metalloendopeptidase activity
Source: RefSeq, a predicted model, not a curated record
UCUGUGGAAAAUUAUUUCCAAUAUGUCAGGUUGUAGGGACGUUGAGAAACUUAGUUUAAUUUUAAUUAAUUAGGAUAAGAAUAGUAUCUUAAAAACGAUAAACAUGUUGCAUUGAUAAAGCUUGUGUAUUCGUUAGUUCUUUGUUUGAGUUUAAUGGAUGUUGCUGUGUGGAUUGAUCGGUUCACACCACUCGAGAAGGAAACGAUUCAUAAGUUGGUAAUUUGUUUCGGAUUCAGUGUAAAUGAUUGAAGUGACUAAGUUGUUCUUUGAAUUCGUGCUAAGUGUGUCGAAAUAAUAAAUUAUUGUAUUGUAAAUAAAAAAUAUUGUUUGUUCGCGCAUGCGUUUCUGUCGAAAACAGACAAAGGUUUUGUGUGGUUUGAAAAUCAGCUGUAUUCUAUGUGCAAUGACUUAGUAAUACAAAAAGUGUGUGUUUGGAAGCGACAAUGUUCAGUGAAAUUGGAUACAUAGUUUUCUUACUUCUUGCUCUGCCGUAUAUUGAAAGUGCAUCAUACCGUGAGCUAAACGAAUACAUCCGCCACUACGAGCCGCUCGACUAUGACUCGCGAGCGAUACACGAGCAGCACUUGCGAACGCGGCGCUCCACAGACGCGCCAGCUGACCUGCAUCUCCAUUUCCGAGCGCACAGCAGAAGGUUCCACCUACGGUUGCGAAGGGACCUAUCAGCUUUCACAGACGACUUUAAGGUCGAAGGCACACAAGGUCAGCUCCACGAUGUCGAUACGUCACAUCUCUAUCACGGCGAAUUGGCUGACGACCCACAAUCAAAGGUGUUCGGUUCGGUGACGGACGGCGUUUUCGAGGGGAAGAUCAUCGCGCACGACGGCGCGUUCUACGUGGAGCACGCGCGCCGCUACUUCCCGCCCAAUGGCACGCGCACGCGCAUCCACUCUGUCAUCUACCGGGACGGUGACGUCACCGACCCCUACGCGCACCGGAGACAUGGUCACGUAGGCGGCUGUGGUAUCACAGACGAGGUGGUGCAGUGGAUGGAGCGUAUUCAGAACUCGGGCGUGGAUGAGGAGCCCCCCACCACACCCGCGUCGCCCCCUCCGCCGUCCGCGCCGCACGCGCAUCAUUCGCCGCCACCGCACCCGAAUAGCUUGAGGGAAGAUCCGCCUAGGCACUGGGAUUUCCACAACAAGUACACGCGUGCGGCGAACACGGGCGAGCAUUCGCGCGCUCGCCGCGCAACGGCCACACUGGACAACCGCAACACGUGUUCGCUGUACAUACAAACAGACCCGCUCAUUUGGCGGCACGUUAGAGAGGGCUUUCCCGACCACCGGGACCCGUCAAAAAAGAGCGAAGUGGACAUGAAGACUCGCGAAGAGAUCCUGUCCCUCAUCUCGCAUCACGUGACAGCUGUGAACUACAUUUACCGGGAUACCAAGUUCGACGGCCGCAUGGAGCACAGGAACAUUAAGUUUGAGGUCCAGAGGAUCAAGAUCGACGAUGACUCCAUGUGCAACUCGGUUCACUUCGCGACUGAGACCAACCAGUUCUGUCUCGAGAACAUCGAUGUGUCAAACUUCCUGAAUCUCCACUCGCUGGGAAACCACGAGGAUUUUUGCCUCGCUUACGUGUUCACAUACAGAGACUUCACUGGAGGCACUCUCGGCUUAGCAUGGGUGGCCAGUGCAAGCGGUGCUUCGGGUGGCAUUUGCGAGAAGUACAAAACCUACACUGAGACGAUCGGCGGCAUGUACCAGAGCACCAAACGUUCUCUGAACACUGGCAUCAUAACGUUUGUGAACUACAACAGCCGUGUGCCGCCCAAAGUGAGCCAGCUGACGUUGGCUCACGAGAUUGGACACAACUUUGGAUCACCGCACGACUACCCAUCUGAGUGCCGGCCGGGCGGCGCGGCGGGCAACUACAUAAUGUUCGCGUCGGCGACCUCCGGCGACCGGCCCAACAACAGCCGCUUCUCGUCCUGCUCCGUCGGCAACAUCAGCGCCGUGCUGGACGCCGUGCGCGACGGCCGCAAGAGGAACUGCCUCACGGCGAGCGCGGGCGCAUUUUGCGGCAACAAAAUCGUGGAGGUCGGCGAGGAGUGCGACUGCGGGUAUGACGAGCUGGAGUGCAAGGACCACUGCUGCUACCCGCGCCAGCUCAGCUCCUUCGACAAGGAGAAGAACAUCACUGCCAAGGGCUGCACGAGGAAAGCUAACACUCAGUGCAGUCCGUCACAAGGCCCGUGCUGCCAGUCGCAGACGUGCCAGUUCACGCACGCGCGUGCGAAUGUCACGUGCCGGGAAGCCACCGAGUGUAGUCACGCGGCAUUUUGCUCCGGCGCCUCCGCCGAGUGUCCUGAGCCGCGAGCCAUGCCGAACCACACCAAGUGUAAUAACGGCACGCAACUCUGCAUAAACGGCGAGUGCAGCGGCUCCAUCUGUUUGGCAUGGAACAUGAAGGAAUGCUUCCUAUCGUCAUCACCAACACGUGCGGGUGACGGCGUCACACAAUCCGUGGUGGAUCGCCGGGCGCUAUGUCAACUUGCGUGCCAGACCGGGCCCGGACCGGACUCGUGUCGGAGUACUGCGGACUUCGCGCAUAGAGUCGGUCUUCCCGCGGGCGGGAUCAGCCUGCGGCCCGGAUCGCCGUGUGAUAACUUCCAGGGCUACUGCGACGUGUUCCUCAAAUGCCGCGCGGUGGACGCUGAAGGCCCGCUGGCCCGACUCAAGAACCUGCUCCUCAACCGCGCCACGCUGCAGACGGUGCAGGCGUGGGUGACGGAGCAGUGGUGGUGCGUGCUGCUGGGCGGCGUGGCGCUGGUGGUGUGCUGCGGCGCCUUCGUCAAGUGCUGCGCCGUGCACACGCCCUCGUCCAACCCCAAGCGGCCGCCGGCCAGACGGCUAUCCGAAACGCUCCGAAGGCCGAUGAACACACUCCGAAGGAUGCGGCAUCCCACCGGUCACGCGCAGAGGGACGCACGCGCGGCGCCGCGGCCCGGCCACCGCCGCGCGCGCCCGCACAAAGGAUACGCCGCGCCGCUUGCGUACGCGCAUAGGGACGCGCCCGCGUCAGCCCCGCCCGGGCCGAGCGGGCGGUCACGAGGUGAACCAUACGCGAACGCAUAUCCACAGUCGUACGAGAUGCGACCCGCGCAGAAGGUCUGACAGUACGAGUACUGCGCGGGCGGCUCGCUGGAGCUGGUCGCGCUCGCGCCGGGCGUGCCGCUGCUAUUAGGAUACGUGCGCCCGCGCGCCUCCGUCGCCUCACAGACCACGCUCACGCUGCACGCGCGCCGCGACAGCUCCUAGCCGUGAGCAGCGCAAUACAAUUGUUUUAACGCCCGUGACACCUCUGGAACCCAUCGUAGUCGCGCAUGACUGGUAAACACAAAAACAGUCCCUGUUGAAAGACUAAUGACUCGGCUAGCUCAAGUGCGGGCGCGCCGAUAGCUCAUAACCGUGAUGCUGCUGUCUUAACGCGCCGCCACAUUUCUGGAACCCAUCGGUUCUACCUGACUGGUGAACAGUGAUCAUUUUUAGUAUUGUCCCUGAUUUUGAAAGACUAAUGGAUCGGCUAGCUCAAGAAUUAUUUCGUCGUUGUACGUGCGCCCGCGCGCCUCCGUCGCCUCACAGACCACGCUCACGCUGCACGCGCGCCGCGACAGCUCCUAGCCAUCCAUGAUGCAACUGUCUUAACGCCUGUAAGAACCCAUCGACAGUCGAAACACUAAGUGGUGAACAGUGAUCAUUUUUAGUAUCGUCCCCAAUGUUGAAGUUGGAUAGCUCAAGGAUACGGCGGGCGUGCCUCUACCCUGGAUUCAUGCGCCUCCGUCGCCUCACAGACCACGCUCACGCUGCACGCGCGCCGCGACAGCUCCUAGCCGUGAGCAGCGCAAUACAAUUGUUUUAACGCCUCUGGAGCCCAACAACUGGUGAACAGUGAUCACUUUUAGUAUCGUCCCUGAUUUUGAAAGACUAAAGGCUAGCUCAAGGUUGAUCACUUCGAUGAUACAGCCAUAAUCAGCGUCGUACAUUUCCUGCAUGUGACAUAGGCAACUCCGCAAGGAAUUCGCGCGCCCGCGGCUCUUAUUAUCGGUCAGCACACCACGCCACGCUGCGACUAGUGCUUGUAGCCGCCCGCCGUAAGCAGUGCGGUGCAAUUGUUUUUUUAACGCGUCACAUCUCUGCAAUCCAUCGGCAGUCAGUGACUGCUCUAGCUGACCAGUGAAGAGUGGUCACUUUUAGUAUCCUCCCUGAUGUUGAAAGACUAAUGUAUCGGCUAGCUCAAGGUGUAGGUUCCAGCAUGUGACUGUGAAUAAGCAUUAUCAAGCUCGUGUCGUUAUCGCGUAGUAGAGCUCUGAAAACCUUCAAGAAACUUACAGGAACUAUUAAUACUCCCUUUCUAUGACGUAUUUUUACCCAUAGCGUGACAGUGAUCGGCUUCAUCAUUAUGCUAGUCUUCUCGUAACUUACUACCUACUUUAUGUUUUAAUAUAACGUCAACUGUGCCUCCCCUAUAAAGCCUACAAAGACGAUCCAUAACGGAUAUACACAAUGCUCUGACGUCAGCAUACUCGUAUAUGAUCACAGAGUAGACUGACAAUAUAUCAAAAGGAGAAACUGACGACGCGAUUGUCGAAUACCUUGAUGAAAUGGUUGAUCAAUGGUUGACAUAGAGCUGAGACACUGCCAUAUCACAAUACAAUUCCAUACAGCUACGUGUUUGAUAGCUAAUUACAUUAUUGGUGCGAUCGAUAUAGCAGGUUUAUAUUACAUACCAUGAAUAUUGUAAAAAUAGGACCAGAGUUUCAAUAUUGUUUUGUCUGUAUUUGUAUAAUUGAUGUCUUUCGACAAAUAGGUAGUUGUGUCAUCAAAUUAUACGGCUCAUGCUUAACCGGUUUUCGAUGUCGUACCUAGACGCACAAGUGAUAGUAGAAUUCGGUCGAUUCCAGACUAUAUUCAAGAUCUAUUUCAUGAAAGUAUUUUUAAUAAUAGGAAAUUCCAGAUAACGAUACGGCAAAUAAAACAUAGCAUGUUGAAAAUAAUACUUGAAAUAAAUUCGACGUUAUUUCGACGAUUACUAACCCUUAGGGGUGGGCCGGCACUGCCAAGAAGUAUUAUAAUAGUAUUAGAUUUACUAAAAUCAAUGACUAAUAAAAAUAGCUGAAAUGUACCGUAGCAAUUUAUAUUGGGAAUUGUUAUUUUAUUUAAGUUCUCGAAUAAUCCACGACUCGAUACAGCUACUUUCGAGCCUAGGUUCUCAUGUAUAAGUAUGUGAUGAAGGCUUCUCUACAACGAUAUCCGUAUUUUAGUAGUUCCAUCUAUUACGUACAUUUCUCUCAAGUGUAAGCGACAUACAGAUGGAUAUUUAAAAUACUGACAUCGUUUGGAAGUGAGUAGCGCUCUGCAUCGUCGGUUUUUAUUAUUUCGAUGGGUUCAGGGUGUCUCCUGACUAGCGCAUACUACGUAAAGAUUAGACGACUCAAGAGAAAUAUAGCAUUUACUCGGAUAGACGGGCAAGCAUUCCAUAAUCGAAUAACAUAAAUUUUCUACAUUCAAAUUAUGAUGUCAGUGCUUUUAUGAUUUACCAAUGAUGAUGUGUAAACCAUUACAGACUCAGUCGUUAGUAGUUCUAAAUGCACUUAGAUUUGCUGGUUGUUGCAUACGUAAUUCACGCAACAUGUCUAAUAAGUUCACCGAAUUCGACGAAUACAGUAAUUACGUUUUUAAGAGAUAAUAAAUUAUUUGCUCAAUCGAAUAAAAAGUAAUAAUCGAUCCGAUACUAAAGUGCCGAGCGCGACGCCCGCUGCCGGCGAGCGAUAUGGUGUUCUAUAAAAUUAAUUAUUUUUAUAUUACGGAAGCGGGAAAUACUUUUAGAGACGGCAUGCUGUUCACGCGAACUAGUGAGAAUAACUCAAUAAAUAAAUGUGUUGCUCUUACGACCGGACAUUUAUGUAUAUUUUUGUAUAUAAAUGAAGAGGUAUACAAAGGCUACAAUGUAAAAAUAUCAUACAAAAGUAAUCGUUCAUACCGAUGUUAGAGUACUGUAUAAAUACUGCAUUGUUUUAUUCGAAUCUCUGUAAGUGUAAUAAUUUUUAUAUAAAUUUAUUUUUAAACAUAUUUAAUAUUAACGUAAGUGGAAUGUCGAGGUGCCAUUAUACCAAUUUGUAUUCCUGUUCCUUUGUUUUGUCCUCUUUUCAGUUUGAUAUUAGAAAACGCAUUGUAAUCUUUCCAUAAACUUUGUAUUAGUAAAUGUAUGGGCUCAAAAUACAUUCAUUUAAAAUUACAUUUAGUCUUCCUACGACAGCUAAUGUACUUUUUGAAUUAAUUAAACUUUAUUUAAACUUAUCUUAAGUAUUAUGUAAUUAAAUACGAAAUUUUAACAGUAUUGCCAAAUGAUCAAAUGUAAAUUAGACUGAGAAAAAUCUUUCAAUCUUGCUAAUAAUGAAAUUUUGUAAUAUGCAUUUUUUAUUUUGUAGUUGUGUGUAUGAGUUUUGUGCGUAGAGAUGGCUCAAAUACAAAUAUUGUUGUUUAUUUGAAUUUACAAAUAUUUGUUUUGAACACAAAGUUGCAUAUCACAAAACUCCUGUAUUAUGUAUAUCGGACGAAUAUUUUGUUGUACGGUUCUGCUGAAUUGAUCUCUUUGAUAAGUAAUGAUAUUUUUUAUUAUGAAUCAACUACGUAGAGUUACUUUCCGUCGUGCAAGCCAAAGAGCAUGAUGUAUUUUUAUUAUUUCUAUACAUUUAACGUUAAGGGUCGGAUCUUAUAAGUAUACCAUAUUAAUGCCAUUUUAUUAGUGAAUGUUGAAACAAUACGCAAAUUCUCGUAACUGUACUAUAAUGUAUAUUUGUAUGUAAACCGAGAGGGUAAUGUUUCCGUUGUAGAGCGACUUGACCAAUCGUGUAAUUGAUGGAUUGCAUUUAUUUCCAUCGUUAAUAGUACUCAAUGGCAUUAUUUCUCCUAAGUGUAAGCUAGAUUACCGUUAUAGAUUAUUUAAAUGACAAUGUGAAUAUUUUUAAUUAACAAGAUGAAUGUUACAACAUGUGAUUUCAAAAUAAUAAAAAAACAAUAAAUUUUACAUGAA